UAAAUAAAAAAAAAUUUGAAUAUUUUUGAAUUAUUUAUAAGAGAAGAAAAAAAAAAACAAUUAUUAAAAAAUUUUUAUUCAAAAUAACAUUCAAUAAUGGCAACUAAAUUAAGUGAAAAAUAUUCAAGGACUUUUCAAAAUUUAAGGACUUUUAAUAAUAAAUUUUACAGUUUAUAAAUUAUUUUAAAACAGCAACAAAAAAAUAUUUGAUAAAAAUCCGAAGAAAACCAAAAACAAAAAAUUAAUUUAAAGAUUUGGUAUCAAAGUUUUGCGAAAAAAUUUGGCAACAUUGAAAUUAAAAUUAAACAAAAAUAAAAACUUUUAUAAAAAUUUGGCAACAAUACAAAUAAAUUUUAAUAGAAAGUGAAUAAAAAAAAAAAAAACAAACAAUCAAACAGAGAAACUGUUAACAAAAAUUACUUUUUUUUUUUAUUUUUCUCAAUAAAAAAAUAGAAAAUAAAAAAUUAAGUUUUAUUAAAAAAUAUUAUGUACAAAUAUGGCAAUAGAUUUUUUAAUUUUAUGUUUAUUAUUAUUAUCAUUAACAAUAAAUGUACUUGCAUUGGGAGCAUUUUGGGUGACACCCGGCUUACGAACAACGGCUAAUCGUUUUGUGAUAAAUUUAUUAAUUGUUAAUAUUAUUGGAUGUUUAGCAUUAGCACCAACAUUAUUCUUACGUUCAAAUAGUUAUAGUUAUGAAACAAUUGAUCAAACAGAAAUUUAUAAAAAAUUAGAUCAUCAUCAAUAUCACCAUCAACAUCAACAUGAACAACAUAAUAAUUAUUAUGAUAAUCAAAUAUUUCAUCAUCAUCAGUUUAACUUAAGUAACAAUAAUAAUACAAAAAUAGAAGAAAAAUAUAAUGAUAAUAUUAAAAAUCAUAGCACUACUACUAGCGUCACAGAAGAAAAUAAUGAUGAUAUCAACAUAAAUUAUAGCAACAACAAUAAUAAAAAUGUUGCGGAAGAAGCAAUUUGUAUGGGAAAUUUAUGUAAAAAAAUCAUUAUUAACAAUAGUAAUAAUUUGGAUGACAGUAAUACAAUAAAAGUAUUAGAAGAAAAUGAGAGAAGACAUGAGAAAAAUAUUAUUAAAAUUGAAAAUGCACAAAGAUUCAAAAAUUAUUAUCAUAACAAAAAUAAAAAUAAUAAAAAUGUAAAUUAUAAAAAUUCGAAAAUUACUGACAACAUUGAUGACAGUAUUGAUAGUAGUGUUAAUAGUAAAAGUUUCUCAUCAUAUGAAGAAUCAUAUUCAAAUCUAGCUUCUGACACUACAAUAAGAGAUAGUAAAAAAGGAAUUGGUGAUGAUGAUGUUGAUACAAUUGAUUUGGACAACAUUGAAUCAGAUAAAAGUAAAAUAAUUAACGAUAAUGAAAAUAAAAUGCAGUAUGAAAGUAAAAAGAAUAAUGAUGGAAAACUCGAAAAACAAAUUAUUUUUUUAACAGAAGAUGAUGAAAAAGAAAUAAAAAAUCAUAAAUUACAAAAUUAUAGAAAACAUUAUCGUGACAGAAAAGAUAAAAUUAUUUCAAUUUCAGAAUCUUCACCACAUAAUAAUGAUGAUGUAUUGUUGAAUUCACAGGCUUCAGUAAAGAGUCAUACAAAUAGAAUAACAGAAAAUCAUAAAAAUGACAAAAAUAACUUUGAAAAUUCUCAAAAUGGUGCUGAAAAUUCUAAUAAUUUUGAUGAUAUUGAUGAAUAUAUUGUUGAAAGCAAUGACGAUGAUCGUGAUUACAAUUUAAAUAAUGUUAAUAAUUUAGAUUAUAAAAAUAAUAAAAAUUUAUUACAUAUACAAAGUGAUAUUAGAUGUUGGUCAUUAGAUCUUGUUGCAGCAUUAGGUGCUUUAUCAGUAUUAUUAAUUGUAGGUGAUACAUGGUGUGCUGUUACAGAUCCAUUACGUUAUCAUAGCAGAAUAUCAGGUUUAAAAGCUUGGUUAUUAAUUGCUAUAAUAUGGUUCUUUUCAAUUUUAUUUGGUAUAUUGUCAGCAUUACGUGAAACAACUUUAACCAGUGAAACAAUAUUAAGACCAAAAUUAAAAAUUCAUAAUAAUGAUAAUAUUAAUGAUGAUAAUCAAAAUGAUACAGAAAUAGUUAAUACAGAAAUUUAUACAACAAUAUCAACAUAUUUAGAUGGUGAUUUCAUUGAGAAUACAACAUUCCAUAGAAAAGAUGGUUUAACAUUUGAAAUGAUUAUGUUCGGCCAUGAAAACUUAUAUAAUAUGAUAUUUUCAUGUAUAUAUUUUAUUGUGAUAAUCUUAACACCAUUUAUAUUAGUAUGUUGUAUGUAUUGGAGGAUAUUUUCAGAAGCACGUGAAAAUGGUUUAAGAAUGCGUCAAAAUGGUUCAUCACCAUUAUUACAAAGUGCAUUAAAUUUAGCGCAUCACAACAAUAAUAUGAAUCAAAAUAAAAAUCAUCAUUAUACACAUACAAAAAGUAAUUCACAUAAUCAUAUAUGUAUAAAUCCAUUACAUAGUUUUAAUGCAUCAACAUUACAUUUAAAUAAAGAUGAUUAUAAAAUGGAUGAAGGCCUACAAAUGCGUAUUGAUCAUUUUAAUGAUGAUGAUAAUACUACUGCAAAACCUUCAUUAUUAAUAUCUGGUGCAGUUUUAAAUAAUAAUACAAGUGAUAAUAGGAAUAGUAUUAGUAGCAAUAAUAAUAAUAACCAUAACAGUAGUAAUAAUGACAGUACAGAGCAUUCAAAUCGUUCAAGUGUAUCACCAGAUAAAUCAAACAAUAAAGAUAAAAACCAAAAUAAUAUUUUAUUAACAUUAUCAAAAGCUAAUGAUGAACUUAAACGAAAUUAUAGUACUCGUCAAUUGGCCUUAUUAGAUUUAGAUGAAAAUGAAUUUGAAAUUGGUAGUAAUGGAAUUAAUAAAAUUGCUAGCAAUCAAUUAAAUAGAUUUGCUAGUAUAAGACAAGUUCAUUCAACACCAAAUUUACAAAAAUAUAAUAAAGAAAAUAAUGAAUCAGAUGAUUCAUUAUCAGAUAUUGAUUUAAAUACAAAUUUUAAUAGUAUUAGACAUAAAAAUUUAAAUAUUAUUCAUAAUACAAAUAAUGUACGUCAUCCAUUUAAUAGAACACAAUCUUCAACUCAUUGUAAUCAUCAGCAUGCAUUACAAUUACCACCAAAUAUACAUCAGAAUACAUCAACAAAAGCUUUAAGUUAUAUGACAUCAAUACGUCAUCGUUUAUCAAAUGCAUCAUCAUUAUUUAAAUAUCGUGAAGAAUCUCGUGCAGCACGUAUAAGUAUACUAGUCGUUAUAAUGUUUCUAGUCUCAUAUUUACCAUAUGGUAUUUUAGUUCUAUUACAAGGUCGUAUAUUUUCAUUAUCAAAUCAUGCAACACAAUUAGCUGUUUUUGUUGUAUUAUUAGGUAAUUUAAGUUCACCAAUAAUAUUUGCUUAUCGUAAUAAACGUGUUCGACGUGGUGUCAAACGUUUAUUUAAUUUAGAUUCAAGAGCAAAAGAUCGUCAAUUACAUAAACGUGGUAUACAAAUAUCAACAUCACCAUCACAUCAUCAACAACAACAACAAAAUAAUCAUCAGAAGAAAAAACAUCAAUCAAGUAUUACAGGAUUUUUUUUACGUUCAAGUGCCAGUAAUUUUCAUAGAAAUAGCAGUAAAAAUUUUUGUAAUAAUAAUAAUUAUAACAAUAGUUCUAGUACAAAUCAAAAUAAUAAUAAUAAUAAUAAUAAUAACAAUAUUAAAAAAGAAAAAUGUGGUGCUAAACCAAGUAUUAACAUAACAACAAAUAAAAUGUCAGCGUAUACAUUGAAUACAUGUAAAUUUUUAUCACCAUCGGUUGCAGCAAAUGCUGCUGGCUCCCUAUUUAUUGAUUUAGAUAAAUGUAAUUAUUUAAAAAAAAAGAAGAAUGUUAGUUUAUCAACUAAUGGUGGUAGCUUUAUUAAAAUAUCAAAAGUUAAACGUAAUAGUAAUAAGCCAAUUGUACAAGAAGAAGAAGAAAUUAAUGAAGAUAAUUAUGUUGAAGAAUUAUGUGAUUUAACAAAACAAAAAAUUAAAUAUUGUAAUGAAAUUAAUAAUGACAUUCUAAUUGAUAAUACAUUAAUUGGAAAUAUUGAUAAAAAUAAUAUAGUUGCUGAUGGAGCUGGUAUAUUACAUGACCCAGUUAAAAUUAUAAUAAGUGAUAAUAGUGUUGCCAAUAAUUUUAUUAAUAAUAAUAAUAGUAAUAAAAAUAAUAGUAAUUGUAAUAGUAAUAGUAAUAUUAAUAAUGAAAAACGUUCAAUAUUAAAAAUUGUCUGCGAUAGUUCUAGAAAGUUGGGCUGUGCUAAUGGUGAAUCGUGUGCUAGCAGCGAUUGUGAAAUUGAACCAACAGAUGUGUAAAGUUAAGAUAUGUCUGCGUAUGUAUACAAUAUAAUGGAAAAAAAACAGAGAAAACUCUAUAUUUAUAUACUUUUUAAAAAGAAAUGAAUAAGAUAAUGGAGUUAAACAAAUGUGUUAAGCUUUAUUUACUGGAUAUAAGGAGGAUCUGAACAAAUUAUCAUACAUAAAUAUGGAUGUUUUUUGCGUUAUAACAUUAAUAAGUUGGUAAUGAUUUUCCUUAUUUUUUUUAAAUUAAAAAUUUAUUGAAUUUAUUUUCGAAAAUUUGUAAAAAUAUGAUUUAUUUUGAAAUAAUAAAAAUGAAAGUUUAUUAUUUAUUAAAUAUAAAGCAAAAGUUUUAUUUGCUUUAUAUUGAAAUAAAAUUAAAAAAAUUUAUUUUUCUCAA
Condylostylus longicornis is the source of this 4709-nucleotide messenger RNA. RefSeq names its product probable cyclin-dependent serine/threonine-protein kinase DDB_G0292550. Gene Ontology annotation, cellular component: membrane. Gene Ontology annotation, biological process: adenylate cyclase-activating adrenergic receptor signaling pathway. Lineage: Eukaryota; Metazoa; Arthropoda; Insecta; Diptera; Dolichopodidae. The record is from RefSeq and is a predicted model, not a curated record. The coding region runs from base 497 to 4327 and encodes 1276 amino acids. The transcript is spliced from 2 exons. Gene Ontology annotation, molecular function: G protein-coupled receptor activity; dopamine neurotransmitter receptor activity, coupled via Gi/Go.